AUGACUUCUUAUAUGACACGGAAUCCUAUUGGCCGUGAUCCUAUGUAUGAUGACCGCCGUCCAGAGAGUUAUGUCAGCCGUCCAGUGCCCAGGGUGAAGCCAGAGGCCUCCCACAUAGCCACUGCCCAACAGGGAGGCUCUAUAGGUUUUAUGCUGGGGAUAACAGGCAAGGCUAUGGGUCCAUCAAAGUGGAAAAAGAAUGAUCCACCUAAAGACCACUUUUCUGAGAAUGUGAAAAGGAUGAGGCAGAUACAGAGAAAGUCAAGGAAAAAGGAACAGGAGGCAGCCCAGCCACCAACUCCAGUCAAAGCCCUGUGGAAGUCUGAAAAAUUUAAAGAUGUCCAGUCCAAAGUUGUUGAAGAGUUAGAGAAAGAACCACCUGCACCAAGGCCACAUUCAGCAAAUUUCUUACGAUCACAUUCACGAUGUGGUGCUAUAUCUAAGGAACCACGUGCACCAUCCCCCGUACGGUGCCAGGCACCUGAGCACCGUGGAAAGUCUCCAAUACCAAGACCAUCUAGUGCUGCUGAUACGCUUAAAAGAAACAAUUUUGACUUCAUCAGAAUCAAUGGUCACAAUGCUAAGUACUCUCAAAUGAAGCGAGCCCCUAGCCUCACUGCAUUGGAUGAUCUGAAGAAGAAAAAAGAAGAGGAAUUACAACAAUAUGAAAGAGGGAAAGUUCCUAAAUACUUGCAAGACCGUAAACAGCAAUGGAAAAAGGAGAUAGAGGACCGCAUUAAAAACCGUCCAGACCCUGACCUCCCCCCAGGACACAAACUCAUGCCCAAGGAGGAGAGGCUGGUCACUCUGGGCCAGCUUAAAGAGACACAAGCAGAACUGCUGNAUUAUACCCCUGUCACGUGUACGGUCCAUUCUGCGUGA
This is a messenger RNA of Lingula anatina, 882 nucleotides long. Its product is annotated as enkurin domain-containing protein 1-like. Lineage: Eukaryota; Metazoa; Brachiopoda; Lingulata; Lingulida; Lingulidae. The record is from RefSeq and is a predicted model, not a curated record. Gene Ontology annotation, cellular component: cytoplasmic microtubule.